Molecule: messenger RNA, 1503 nt
Organism: Fusarium pseudograminearum CS3096
Lineage: Eukaryota; Fungi; Ascomycota; Sordariomycetes; Hypocreales; Nectriaceae
Exons: 4
Coding region: 1-1503 (500 amino acids)
Source: RefSeq, a predicted model, not a curated record
AUGCCCCGCCCAGCAGACACCUACACACACGAUCAGGGGCACCUCCAGAAUUGCCCGGAAUACGUGGCGUGGAGGGUGGCAGGGAAUGGUCAAGAAUUGGCUCCAACAAACCCAUACAACGCCACUGGUAGGAGAGCCUUUGCUGACUCUUACGGCUUUGACAACUCGAAUCUCGAUUUGAGGCCAGAUCAAGAAGUCCCUACCAUGCAACGGAUAAGAUCAACGCUUGACAUGAGCAAGUACUUUGAUGAGUUCUUUGAUGAUAGUCUUGAUCACAAGUGUGCAAGAGUCCGAUGCAGAAGCUGCGGCUUCGUUCGAGCGAAAAAUGCAACUCGGCAAGCAGAUCAUUUGACGCAAUGCAAGGAUUUUCUUGCGACAGAUGAGGGGGAAGAGCUGAUGGCAAGCGGAAGCCUGGUUCACAACGUGCAGCAACACCAACCUCCCGCGAUUUGGAAUGGUGCCCGACCACAUCCUGACCUCAUGGUCCGUCAUCUUUCAAAUCAUCCUCCAAGCGGAACGGUGCCAGUCGGUCCCUGUUCACGGCCUGAGCCAUCUCGUGCAUCUCAACGCCCAGAACCGCCCUCGUUGGCCCAGCACUUACUGGACCAGUCUGAUGAUUUAUUGACCAAUGCUGUUCAACAUAGCUUCCUGGCACAUGCAGGCUCCGGAUCGCUGAGUGAGAAUGAUUUCAAUCAAUGGCUGGCCCAGAUUGGAUACAUCUCACGAUCACUUGUGCCUUUUACUGGAGCGCUAAUAGGCAAGAUCCGUAUACCAGAAACCGGGAAUCUGGAACACGACUCAACGUUCCGGUGUCUGGACCUGCUUUGCUCUGCAGUCACUAACAUGAAAAAAGAGCUGGAAUUCCUUGAAGCUACCAAGCGCGAGUAUGGACUCGAAGUGGGCUUGGAUGAACCGAGGCCAGCUACCAAGAGCUUCAUCGAUUUGUUCAACAGCGCAUCCUGUGCGUCUGCCACAUUACUCGAGGGCAUGGUAUUGCUAUGGGCUGUCGAGAUUCUCUUCUACAAUUCCUUCUCAUACGCUGGCUCAUUUGUUGCCCAACCGAUGCCAACACAGGAACGGAGCUCAUUUUCACUUCCAUCCUACAGCUUGCCAUCGAGUGCAUCGCCAGGUGCAUAUAGCGGCCAAACAAUACGUAAAGAUAGACACACAACCGCCCUCAGGGAAGCAUUCAUCAAAAACUGGAAGUCGGAAAACUUUAGCCAGUUUGUGGACGUUUGUAAGUCAAUCGUCGAUGAGCUUGCCAUGGAUCAAAUGACAGGCAAUGGACGGGCAGACACGUCGGCAUGCGAACGUGUUUUCAAUCAGGCUGUUUGGUUGUGGGCACAAGUUUUCCCUCAAACUACAGGUAUACGGACAGGCCAUGAAGAUAGCAGUCGUGAUGGUGGUAGAGAAAAUAAGGCGAUGAAUAGAAAUCGUUCGACGGGUAACUCUGUCGAGAUUGAAGAUGAAUAUAAUGUGCAGACUUCUACUCAAUUGGAAUGA